AACCGCAUCCUGUCAAUCAUAUACUGUGGCGGGAGCAGAAAACGAGUGUCAGUGAGGACGCGUAUGAUUGCCUUACUUUUCCCAUUACUGUUUGACAGCGUCUGCUUUCGGACAAAACCCAAAGUAAACGAAUAAAGGGAUCUAACAAAAGCUCACAGAAGUUCAGUGACCGCAAAAUAUGGCCGUGUGAGUUGACAGAACAGUGUUUUACACUUGCUGAGUCUCUUUUUUUUUCUUCGGUCGACGCCAGUCACCUAACCAAAGAGACACCUGCCGCUGAUUUAGUUGGUAAUUUCAACCGUUCUUCGACAGUUUACCAUUCAAUUUUCUUCUCUUGCAAAGGAUUUUGUCUCACAAAGGAAUUAUUCAGUAACUUGUCUCUGUGAAUUCCUACAGACCUGCUCAGGAUGCCUUGGAUGAGAGUCUCUCUGCCAUGGAGUUGCAUUCGGGAAAGCGCGAAGCUCUGUGACUGAACAAACUAGCCGUACUGCGGCACGGCUUCGCGAAAUAAACGCUUUGCGACUGUCUGUCCGCUUGCUGAGUCGCAGGAAUGUUGUAAAAAGCGCUAGGUUUGCGUGGGACUGGGGGACUGAGAGUCGAAGAAGGCGAAGAGACCACAGCAGGUGCACGUGAACGCAGGAAUAUUAUAAUGGCUCUCGCGGCGGUUUCUCUCUACCUCCUCGCGCUCGCCUGGACGAACUUGCGCCCGGUCCACGGGAACAACCGUCACGCCGUGUAUUGGAACAGCUCAAACAUCCAUUUGAGGAGGGAGGGCUACACUGUACAGGUCAGUGUGAAUGACUACCUGGACAUCUACUGUCCGCACUACAACCAGAGCCAGCGGGGGUCGCUAGAGCGUGGCGUGGCAGAGCAGUAUGUUCUCUACAUGGUCAGCUACAGAGGCUACCGCACCUGCGACCCACAGAUGGGCUUCAAGCGCUGGGAGUGCAACCGGCCACACGCCCCCCACGCACCCAUUAAAUUCUCUGAGAAAUUCCAACGUUACAGCGCCUUCUCACUAGGCUAUGAGUUCAACGUGGGACAUGAGUACUAUUAUAUAUCUACACCGAUCCAUCAUCACGGACACAGCUGUUUAAGACUGCGGGUGUAUGUCUGCUGUUCUACAGUCUCGAAUUCAGAUGACGACUCGAGUCCACCUGACUACACUGUCAGACCCAAACUGCAUGACAUCGACGAGUUUAACCCUGAGAUCCCCAAACUGGAGAAGAGUGUAAGCGGCAGCAGUCCGUCCGGAGACCGACUGUUAAUCACUGUGGCGACGCUCCUCCUCGCUGCUCUCCUCGUGUCCUAGCAAUCAUCUUUCUGUCCUAUCUGAGCAAACCCGAGCGCUCCGAAAAACAAAACAAAACAUCGCCUUUCCUUCAACCUGUGCGGAGGGAUUACCCAAUCAGAAUCCAUUCACCCCUAGUCGAGCCCUGAACACGGGAGCUAAACGUAGAUCUACCGCACCCAAAUAGUGGCCUUUGUCUCCACAAUUUUGGACCUUAGGAAUAAGGAGCGUCGAUUUCAGAAUUUGCCUUUGUGGUGGAACGUCCACUCUUCUCAAACAUACUCGAACAUUUCAACAGAGGAAAAAACCAAUGUGGUUAGACAGUGAGGUCUCUCUACCUCGAGCUGCACCGUUCUCAUCUCUAAUGAACCAGACUGAGGCAUUUUGAGAUUGACGUGCGCUCCAAUGGAGAUGACGAACAUCACAGUGGUCCGUUGGAUUUCAGCUGAGAGACUCAAGGAGCUCUGGAGACCUUUGAUCCUGUCUUAACUUUCUGUCACAAUCCAUACCUUUGUGACUGCAAUAUGUGUUGGUAAUUGACAGCGCUGCAGCGGAGAUCAAUAAAACUCAUUCGCCAGUCA
Messenger RNA from Danio rerio (zebrafish), 1872 nucleotides. Lineage: Eukaryota; Metazoa; Chordata; Actinopteri; Cypriniformes; Danionidae. The record is from RefSeq and is a predicted model, not a curated record.